Messenger RNA from Calliphora vicina (urban bluebottle blowfly), 1932 nucleotides. It is a transcript of the gene Mco4, whose product is annotated as Multicopper oxidase 4. Gene Ontology annotation, molecular function: oxidoreductase activity; copper ion binding. The record is from RefSeq and is a predicted model, not a curated record. The transcript has 4 exons. NCBI's taxonomy places the organism in Eukaryota, Metazoa, Arthropoda, Insecta, Diptera, Calliphoridae. Bases 1 to 1908 code for a protein of 635 amino acids.
AUGGACAAAUAUCGGUUAUUUAUUGUGAUAUUAAGCAUAGUCAUAUUAGAUGUAAAGCAAGUUUAUGCAAAUCGUCCUUCAACGCGCUUUGAUGAAAUACGUAAAUUAUUUCCAAAAAUUGCGACAGUUGGCGAAGCCCGCUACUGGCGUAUGGCCCGCAGUGAUAAUCUACAAGAUCAUCCCUGCAAACGGGAAUGUGUGGCCAAUCAACAAAUGACCUGUUACUAUUAUAUGGUGGUGCAUUAUGAUGAAACUAUGGGUCCGGGGUGUUCACGUUAUUUAGAUGCUAAAAAUCGUUAUAAAUACGGCAAUCGGGAAUAUGUAAAUGCAUAUAAUUUCCAAGGUUCAAGUUUUGAUGAUUGCAAAUAUGCUGAUGGUACGCGAACUGAGGUAAUGGUGGUGAAUGGUCAACUGCCAGGUCUGGUGAUUGAAGCUUGCAAUGGCGAUACCAUUGUGGCCGAUAUAAUCAAUAGUAUGCAUGAAACAACCACCAUACAUUGGCAUGGUAUGCAUCAGACAUCAAAUCCCCAUAUGGAUGGUGUACCACAUGUAACCCAGUAUCCCAUAGAACCGGGUCAAGCUUAUCGCUAUCGUUUUGAGAUCGAUCAUGCCGGAACUCACUGGUGGCAUAGUCAUACAGAUCAUCAAAGAGCAUUUGGUUUGGCCGGUGGUAUGGUGGUGCGUCAACCGCGCAAAGAUAAUAUGCAUGCAAAAUUAUAUGAUUUCGAUUAUACGGAACAUAUUAUAAUGCUGCAAGAUUGGAUGAAAGAUUUGGAUGAAACGGUACCCAAGAGUAUACUAAUCAAUGGUCUGGGUCGCAAUUUAAAGGAUCCUACAAAGCCUAUACUAUAUUCCAAAUUCUCUGUGGCUCGUGGCGGUCGUUAUAGAUUUCGUGUAAUAUUCAAUGGCGUUACCAAUUGUCCGGUUAGUUUAAGCAUCGAUCAGCAUGAUUUGGUGGUAAUAUCAAGUGAUGGCAAUGAUAUUGAACCCGUAGUUGUGCAAAAAAUUACCUUCCAUGGUGGCGAACGUUUUGAUUUUGUAUUGAAUGCUAAUCGCGCGGUGGACAACUAUUGGAUACGUAUCAAAGGUUAUACAUUUUGUGAAAUUAAUAAAUUACAUCAAGAAGCUGUUUUACACUAUUUGGGUGCUGAUCGUCUGGCUAUGCCCAAAGGAGCUGCACCCAAUUAUUCCUAUGAGCCACCCAAUGCUGUGGAAAUGAAUGGUUUAGAUAUUAGUACAUCGGCAAGUCGUAAACGUUUUGGUUUUAAUGAUGUCAAAGCUUUACUAUUCAAAAAUAAACCAACUCAAAGUCCCGAUAUGACAUUAUAUACUAGUAUGAAUGUGGUUAUACGUGGGGGUGCCUUUCUCUUUCAAAUGGAUGAUAUUACCUUUACUAUGCCCAGAGUAUCGCUAUUGCAAACACGUAAUUUAGGCAUUGGCAAACUGUUUUGUAAUCGUACUCAGCAAUUAGGGUUGGGCUUUAAUUGUUUGAAGCGGCAUUGCAAGUGCUCGAAUGUUUUACAAGUUCCGGCUUUUAAACACAUAGAAAUCGUGAUAUCGGGAAAAUCGAAUACUGCACAUCCAGUACAUUUACACGGCUAUACAUUUCGUGUUGUGGGUAUGGGUGUGUUGGGCGAAGAUAAAAUAGAUAAGAUUGAACAAAUCGAUCGCCGUACUCCACUACCACGACGUCUUACCAAGGCUCCCCUUAAAGAUACUGUGCAAGUACCCGCCUAUGGCUAUACAAUUAUACGUUUCUAUGCCAAUAAUCCCGGCUAUUGGAUUUUCCAUUGUCACAUAUCUACACAUGCGGAAAAUGGCAUGGCGGCUGUGCUGCGUGUGGGUGAAGAUACUCAAAUGAAAAUGUGUCCCGUUAGUAAUUGUGGUUUAUGCAAUUCAGUGUCUUAAAUAAAUUUAUUUAAUGGACAUUUU